This is a messenger RNA of Penicillium maclennaniae, 1623 nucleotides long. RefSeq names its product putative GTPase NOG2. Bases 1 to 1623 code for a protein of 540 amino acids. Gene Ontology annotation, cellular component: nucleolus. Lineage: Eukaryota; Fungi; Ascomycota; Eurotiomycetes; Eurotiales; Aspergillaceae. The record is from RefSeq and is a predicted model, not a curated record. Gene Ontology annotation, molecular function: GTP binding. The transcript is spliced from 3 exons.
AUGGGCAAUGUCAAAACCAAAGGUGAAAACUUCUAUCGCUCUGCGAAGAAGGUUAAGCACUUGAACAUGUUCAAGGAUGGCAAAGCUCAGCGCAACGCCCAGGGAGACAUUACGAGGGCUGCCUCCUACCAGUCCCGCGAUGCCCCGGUCGCUCGCAUCGAGCCAAACCGUAAAUGGUUCGGUAACACGCGAGUUAUCUCGCAGGAAGCCUUGACAUCAUUCCGUGAGGCUGUUGCCGAGCAAACCUCGGAUCCCUACCAGGUUUUGCUGAAGACCAACAAGCUGCCUAUGAGUCUGAUCCGGGACAAUGAUCACAAUACCGUGAAUGGUCUCAAGCAACAUCAGGCCAAGAUGGAGAUUGAAAACAAUCCAUUCGGUGAUACUUUCGGUCCCAAGGCUCAACGCAAGCGUGUCAAGACGGGUGUGACAUCCCUGGAGGACCUCGCUGGCGAGACCGCCAAGCUGCACGAUUCUUACCUGGAGAAGAACGACACAGAAACCCACGACGAUGGAAGUGCUGCUGUCUCUGGUGAUACCAAUUCCUCCUAUGAGGGCCCUGUUCUCACCACCGCUCGCGAGUCUGUCUUCUCCAAGGGUCAGUCCAAGCGUAUUUGGAACGAGCUUUACAAGGUCAUCGACUCCUCCGAUGUUGUUAUCCACGUUUUGGACGCCCGUGAUCCGAACGGAACUCGUUGCCGCAGUAUCGAAAAAUACAUUCGCGACGAGGCUCCCCACAAGCAUCUUAUUUUCGUGCUGAAUAAGACAGAUCUUGUUCCUACCGGUGUUGCUGCUGCUUGGGUUCGUUUCCUGUCCAAGGACUACCCUACUCUCGCAUUUCACGCCAACAUCAACAACUCCUUCGGAAAGGGUUCCCUUAUUCAGCUGCUUCGCCAGUUCUCAUCGCUGCACUCCGACCGUAAACAGAUUUCCGUCGGUUUGAUUGGAUAUCCCAACACCGGCAAGUCUUCCAUUAUCAACACACUUCGCGCCAAGAAGGUCUGCACUGUUGCCCUUCUCCCUGGUGAAACCAAGGUCUGGCAAUAUGUUACCUUGAUGAAGCGAAUUUAUCUCAUCGAUUGCCCUGGCGUGGUUCCUCCCAAUCAGAAUGACACCGAGGAGGACAUCCUGCUGCGUGGUGUCUGCCGUGUUGAAAAUGUGCACAACCCUGAGCAAUACAUUCCCGCCGUACUCCGCAGGGUUCAGCCCCGUCACUUAGAACGCACCUACGGUAUCCGGGAACCCACUGAUGCCAUUGAUUUCCUCAGCCGCCUUGCUCGCAAGGGUGGUCGUCUCCUGAAAGGAGGCGAGCCUGACUUGGACGGUGUGGCGAAGAUGGUGAUCAAUGACUUCCUGCGCGGAAAGACUCCCUGGUUCACCCCGCCUCCCCACACUGAAGACAAGGAGGGCGAGAAGGUCGACGGCCGUGAAGGCCGUCUCGGAGAGAUGGGUCGCAAGCGCAAGAUCGAUCAGACCGAGGGUGCAGAGGCGGAGGAGGACGAUGAUGACUCCUCUGACUCGAAGCCCAAUGAAGAGUUUUUCGGAGUCGAUGACGAUGGAGAGGAUAGCGAUGAUUCCAUCGCCAACUUGGAGGUUAGCGAUGUGGAGAGUGGCGAAGAAGAUUGA